This is a messenger RNA of Rotaria sp. Silwood1, 1794 nucleotides long. The record is from the annotation of a GenBank genome assembly. Lineage: Eukaryota; Metazoa; Rotifera; Eurotatoria; Philodinida; Philodinidae.
AUGCAUGUUCUCGAUCCAUUUCUUAAAGGUAUUCUUCAAAUACCUGAAAUUGCUACUAAUUUUACUCGUUGUCGUUGUUAUUUUGAUUCGGAUUAUACAUCUCAGGAUACAUUUACAGCCCUUGGUUCAGCUUAUUUUAUUCGUCAGAAUAUACCUAUACAACAAUGGAAUUUUACAACUUCAUGUUUUGAAUAUGUUAUGAAUCGUCAGAUUUCAACUGGUAAUUUGAUUCAUGUUCAAACUGUGCGGAAAGAAAAAUUUCCUCGAGAAUUUUUUUCAGAAGCAAAAUGGUCUCGAAAAGGUUUUACUCAAACACGUUGGUCAAUAAAUAAUUUUAUUUUUGACAUGGUUAAUGUACAUCUUUUCCAUGAUGCUUCAAAUCUUCUAGCAGUUGAACAGAGUCCUUCUAUAUACAGUAAAUUUCGUAAAAAUGCUCUAGAAUUUACUCUAAAAUGUUUACCACUUAAUCCUUCUGAUGCAGAUGUACCAUAUGCUAUAUUUGGUGAUUUUAAUUUUCGACUUGAUGGUCAUCGUUUAGUUCAACAUAUCGCGGAAAAACGAGAUGGUUCAAUUGAUAAAAUAAAAAAGAAGGAUAGUGAUGAACUUUCAAAAAUUAUUAUAAAAACUGCUCAAAAUAAAACAAAAUUAACAAUUGGAAAAAAAGAAUUUAAUCUUCAUGAUGAUCAUGAUUCAUUUUUUACUAUUGAUUCUCAACAGUUUCUUACGUUUGAUUAUGAAUUUUCAUCAUUUGCUGAUCAAUUAUUUGAAUAUGGAAAAAGUUUUCCACCGAGUUAUCCAUAUAGUGAAGAACUCGAAGACGCUCAUUCUUAUUUACGUGUUCGAUGUCCAGCUUGGUGUGAUCGUAUCUUGUUAAGUCAUUCUUUCAAAAAAUUUGUUAAUAUCGAGAUUCAUCAACCAACAUAUAACACUAUUGGAGACGACGUAUGUAUGGGCGAUCAUAAGCCAGUGUACUUGGCAUUAACAACUCACUUGACACAAGGUUGGUCUACGUCUCCAUCAAUUUUAAUCACUAAUAUGUAUGCGUGCGAAGAAUUGACUACUACAUCUAAUAAUAAUAAUCAUAACAAUCAUAAUCAUACUAAUAAUCAAGCCAAAUCACCUUUCACUGUUAUGAGAAAAAAAGAUGCAAAUAUGAUACCGGAUCUUAUUUUGAAUGAAGUAAAAUUACCAUCGAAUGAUAUUGAUAUGUAUAAUAUUCAUGAUUAUGCUAUGUUUGUUCAAUCAACACUUGUACCACAAUGGUGGUUUGCUAAACUUCGACAACGACCUAUGAAAACAGUGACUACUAGUAGUAUACUUUGGGCAAAAGUACGAGCUGUAACAUUUAUGACAUCAUUACGUCAUCGAACUGGUUCAUGGUAUUCAGAUGAUCAAACAGAAAAAUCACCUAUUGAUGAUGUAUCAAUAUCAUCAGAUACAGAUGAUAAAAAUAUUAAAACAAAUAUUGAAUUAAAUGAUUUACAAGAUUAUGAAAAACCUCAUAUUGAUAUGCCAUUACGUCGAUCAUUUAGUUCAAAUGCUUAUGUAACCCAUGAUGAACUAUAUUCAACAAAAUUAGCUCGAAGUAAUUCGACGACACUUAUUAAUUCGUCUAAUCAUUUAGCCGAUUCUCCUCCUAUUGAAUUAUCAUCAACGCCAUCAUCAUCACCAUCAUCACCACCACCACUACCACCACUACCAUCAUCAUCAUCAUCAUCAUUAUCACCUAAAUCAUUAUCGCUACCAAAAUCAUCUUCACGUGUCUAUCGUUUUCUUCAUUGCAUUAUUCUUUAA